Messenger RNA from Manis javanica (Malayan pangolin), 2343 nucleotides. The record is from RefSeq and is a predicted model, not a curated record. Lineage: Eukaryota; Metazoa; Chordata; Mammalia; Pholidota; Manidae.
GGCGCCGGAUCCGGCCCCGGCCCCACCUCGCUGCCGCCCGCUCGCCAGGCCGCCCAUCCUGCGUAUGCCCGACAAGGUGGAGAGCAGGGCUCGGCACGGCUACGCUCUCUUCACAGGUGAGGACGUCCGGGCCGCCAGGAGUUCUCAGAAAGCCUCAGCGACAACACCGGAAUACUGAAGCCCUGACCUUCCGCCUGCCCGAGAAGGCCCUCGCCACACUGCCUCUCACAGUGGAGGAGCCAUGGAAGUUUGAAAAUACAGAGCAAGCCUAGAACACAGUCAUUUGGCCUUCACAACAGCAAAAACCAAGACUUAAUUACAGUUCAACAGAUUGCAGGAAUGUGACCUUUUAAAAGUCAAUCUGAAAUUUCCUAUCAGCACCAGGGAGGUUCUUGACCCACCCUCCUUCCUGUAAAAAAAUUUCCAUUUCGGACAUCUUCACUGGGCAUCUCUUGACUCGCCAGAUGGGAAGCGCGAGUGCAUCUCUAUCCACGUGGGGCAGGCAGGCGUCCAGAUCGGCAAUGCCUGCUGGGAGCUGUACUGCCUUGAACACGGAAUUCAGCCCGAUGGCCAGAUGCCAAGUGACAAAACCAUCGGCGGAGGGGAUGACUCCUUCAACACGUUCUUCAGCGAGACUGGGGCUGGCAAGCACGUGCCAAGAGCGGUGUUUGUGGACCUGGAGCCCACCGUGGUCGAUGAAGUGCGCACGGGGACCUACAGGCAGCUCUUCCACCCAGAGCAGCUGAUCACGGGCAAGGAGGACGCAGCCAAUAACUACGCCCGAGGCCAUUACACCAUCGGCAAGGAGAUCGUGGACCUGGUCCUGGACCGGAUCCGCAAGCUGGCGGACCUGUGCACGGGGCUGCAGGGCUUCCUCAUCUUCCACAGCUUCGGGGGCGGCACCGGCUCUGGCUUUGCGUCCCUGCUCAUGGAGCGGCUCUCGGUGGAUUACGGCAAGAAGUCCAAGCUGGAAUUUGCCAUUUACCCAGCCCCGCAGGUGUCCACGGCCGUGGUGGAGCCCUACAACUCCAUCCUGACCACCCACACGACCCUGGAACACUCGGACUGUGCCUUCAUGGUGGACAACGAGGCCAUCUACGACAUAUGCCGGCGCAACCUGGAUAUCGAGCGGCCCACGUACACCAACCUCAACCGUCUGGUUGGGCAGAUCGUGUCCUCCAUCACGGCCUCCCUGCGAUUUGACGGGGCCUUGAACGUGGACCUGACGGAAUUCCAGACCAACCUGGUCCCGUACCCCCGCAUUCACUUCCCCCUGGCCACCUACGCACCAGUCAUCUCAGCUGAGAAGGCCUACCACGAGCAGCUGUCCGUGGCCGAGAUCACCAAUGCCUGCUUUGAGCCGGCCAACCAGAUGGUCAAGUGUGACCCUCGCCACGGCAAGUACAUGGCCUGCUGCAUGUUGUACAGGGGGGACGUGGUCCCGAAAGACGUCAACGCGGCCAUCGCCACCAUCAAGACCAAGCGCACCAUCCAGUUUGUGGAUUGGUGCCCGACUGGGUUUAAGGUGGGCAUCAACUACCAGCCCCCCACCGUCGUCCCUGGCGGGGACCUGGCCAAGGUGCAGCGGGCCGUGUGCAUGCUGAGCAACACCACGGCCAUCGCUGAGGCCUGGGCCCGCCUGGACCACAAGUUCGACCUCAUGUACGCAAAGCGAGCCUUUGUGCACUGGUACGUGGGGGAAGGCAUGGAGGAAGGCGAGUUCUCCGAGGCCCGGGAGGACCUGGCCGCCCUGGAGAAGGAUUACGAGGAGGUGGGCCUGGAUUCCAUGGAAGUAGAGGCUGAAGAGGGGGAGGAGUACUGAAUGGGCGCAGCUGGCCAGUAUCCCGUUCCUGCUGCCCAGCCACCCCUCAGCACUGUUGGCUUCACGCUAUUCACAAGUAAAGCUGUGCAGUGCACCUGUCUGUCGUGGUCCUUGGGGGCGGGAGGGGGGCUGCUGCUAAUGUGACGUGCCCCUUGGGGGAAUGGUUUUUCCACAUUGAAGUUUCAAGCAUCCAUGUACUAAAAUCCAGGAAUGCUGUUAGGUUUUUCAUUUGAAUUUGCCAUCUUUCAGGCUUCUGCGUUGACGGGACGUGCUGACUUAGGUAUAAAGUCUUGUAACGAGUUUGAAAAUCUGAGGCUCGUGGGGUGGGAUCUCCAGGGCUGUGGUCAGGUGUGUCAGCUCAGGACACUGGGGAGGGAAAGCAGUUCUAAGGGAUGCGCCAUGGCAUCCGGGACCCACGGAGGCUGAGGAGCCCCAGGCCACGCAGCCCAUCCUACACCUCACUGUUUCCACCCCUGCUUAAAUCCUGCAGCCACUGCGCCUGGGCACCCUGGGCCCUAUGU